AUGUAUAGUCUGGAUUCUCUCAUAAUCAAAACCUUGUUUAUAAAGCCAACUGCUGCUACGUCUCCAACCAACUACAACAGCAGAAUCAUUCUUCCUAUUGUCAUUCAAUUGCCGGUAGAAAGCAGAAAAUCCUUAGAUAGCACUGACAGGAAAAGUGCUGUUCACGAACAGAUUCAUCAGCGUCUCAGAGGAGAGAGUUUCACCUUAAACGUGAGCCACUUCUUCCUACCUCGCGAUCUGCAGCAACAGGACCUCUUUUUUGAAGUCGACCAAGCCGCCUUGCAAGGCGAGGUUCUGCUACAUUUGUGCAGGCGAAGCAAGGGCAAUGGGAAUAGCUGUUGGUUGGCUCCGGUUACUUCAUUCAAGCUUGAACAUCUAAAGGCUGGGCAGGUAAUGUACGUGCGCAAGAAGGCCACGCUAAAUGAAGCAAGGCGUGACCGACUGCGGAUUAAAGUCUGCAACACAAAGCUGCAUUGCGACCUGCAUGGCGACCGACCAAUAAAGCUCAUCACUUUCUUUCUGCGACUUUAUCCCCUUCAAGAACCACCAUUUUUCUUAGACAUUCCUAUCACAGACUCUGAAAAUUUUGUCUACUUUAACCUUAGCAUGUUUUCAUUAUUUCUACCGGAUUUACUACGCGGUGGACGCUUAAGGGUCUGGCGUCCUCCAAAAUAUGGACAUGUAUUUGUCGACAACAUUCCAGUCCAUGAAAUCGAAUAUGCUCAUUUACUUAAUCGGGUGAUUUUUUAUACCAAACGGCAUCCGAACGUGACACAAGACGAGUUUGUUCUAGGUUCCGAUUAUCAUCAUUUGCCCAACACAUGUAUGUUGGACUCUUCGCCAAGCCCGGCUUCCAAAACUGUUUUGGUUCGCCUACAUACUAAGCCCCUGGUAUAUUUUCGACCAAUCACUGCGCAGAUUGGGAAGACGAUGCUCAUUUCAGAAAGUCUGCUGGACUGCUCACUUCUUGUGAAAUCUGUUGAGGGCAUGAAAGAGUACUUUCCAAUGGUUCGCACUGGCGAUGUUGGCCAGAAAGUUAAACAGUCACUUAUAAUCAUCGUUCCACAAAAAUUGCUGGUCGGAGAGAUAACGGUCCAGCGAGACAUAGCUGAGGAACCAUCCAAGAAUUGUCUAUCCGUCUUUGGAAAACUUUGCUUCACUUAUGAUGAUAUUGUCAGUGGCAAGAUAAUCUUCAAGAGUUUCAGCAACAUUUCGCAAGUAGCUUCUAAUAGCACAGUGAACAAUGAUGUCUUCCGGGAAGAGAAGGUACCUGUGCUUGUACUUGCUCAGGACUUCAUGAACCCAGCUGCAUCUCAACUGACAAUUGCCCUGACAGCACCGCAUCAGCGGCUAAGGUCCGACGGCACCAUGCAAGAUAAUAUCCUUCUUUCUGACUCAGUCGACGAUAUGAUGCCGACCAAGUUAUCGGAGAAAGCAAAGGCGGUUAACUGGAAUUUUUCUGCGAAUGGCAAAGUUGGUGUGGCCGUUGCUGUUGGUUUCGUCUGCACUGGACUUUGUUUGUUAGUAAUCAUGGCGUACUUUCUACUUCGACGCUGGCGUCGAAGCCUCAGGCAACAAGGAGUCACCACAUACAACCAAAUGGCCUUCAGUGAGCAGGCAACGGACUACAGAGCUCCGCGCAACCGUCCCAAAUUCUAUCGUCUGACCAAAACAAAGACUCAGGUCGAUGAAUUGCCCGAAAGAAUGCCGGAAGCUGACGAGAUUAUCUUGCAACCAAUUCACAGCUGUACGCCAAUCUCUCUCGCGUCCUCAGGUGUAUCGCCUGAACAGGUGGAAGCUGCAUCUUUCUACUUUGUUUCCAUGCCUGCGCGCGGGAACUCUUGCACUCUGCCAAUAUCGACGUCAAACAUCUCGCAACAGAGCGUGGUGUCACCCGUCCGUCUGACCCAGAAUGUGCACGAGGGGUCCGGAGGUGAUGGAACUUUGGUGGCAUUGCCAAGAGUUAGUGGCGACAGUCCAAUCUGGAACCGACAGUCCGUUGCUGGGGUUUCAAAGGUAAUGUUUAUUGAUUUCAUCCAGAAGGUGGAAGAGGAGAAGGGAAACGAAAACACGCCUAUCUGUGUAAUUGGCGAUUCAUAUUGUGCACAUGCUGUAAACAGUUUUGGCCAUUGUGAAGAGUGUCAAAAAAGAACAGACCUUUUGGAUCAAAAAACUGAGAUAGAAAUCUGUCCAGGUUGUAAGAUGUAA
Messenger RNA from Dibothriocephalus latus, 2208 nucleotides. The record is from the annotation of a GenBank genome assembly. Lineage: Eukaryota; Metazoa; Platyhelminthes; Cestoda; Diphyllobothriidea; Diphyllobothriidae.